AUGAAAAUUUCUUUAAUUUUACUAACUUUAUCUCUAUUUUAUUUAAUUGUUCCUACAUGCUAACAAGAAGAAGUAGCUUUUGGUUGGAAUUCUUUUUUGACAUCUCCCAGACAAAAUAAUAACCCUAGAAUAUCUGAAAAGGGAGUCUAGAAUUGGAGCACUCAAUAAUAAAUAAUAAGUAUAUAUUUUUACGUAAACAAAAAAAGUGAAUUGACUUUAAGCCUUAAUGUGGAAGAUGUUUAACGUGAUGCUGAAAUCAUAGUAUCAAUCCCUUAACUUUAAAGUCCCUUAUUAUUUAAAUAUAAAGAGGUCAAAAAGUUAUUACUCUCUUUGAUAUAACAGUAUAAGAACCUCAAUAUUUGA
Molecule: messenger RNA, 363 nt
Organism: Ichthyophthirius multifiliis
Lineage: Eukaryota; Ciliophora; Oligohymenophorea; Hymenostomatida
Exons: 1
Source: RefSeq, a predicted model, not a curated record